GUCUUGUACAGGUGUACAGGCUCCUCCCCUUCAGUCUUGCACAGGUGUACCGGCUCCUCCCCUUCAGUCUUGCACAGGUGUACCGGCUCCUCCCCUUCAGUCUUGCACAGGUGUAGCAGCUCCUCCCCUUCAGUCUUGCACAGGUGUACCGGCUCCUCCCCUUCAGUCUUGCACAGGUGUACCGGCUCCUCCCCUUCAGUCUUGCACAGGUGUUCCGGCUCCUCCCCUUCAGUCUUGCACAGGUGUACCGGCUCCUCCCCUUCAGUCUUGCACAGGUGUAGCAGCUCCUCCCCUUCAGUCUUGCACAGGUGUACCUGCUCCUCCCCUUCAGUCUUGCACAGGUGUACCGGCUCCUCCCCUUCAGUCUUGCACAGGUGUUCCGGCUCCUCCCCUUCAGUCUUGCACAGGUGUACCGGCUCCUCCCCUUCAGUCUUGCACAGGUGUAGCGGCUCCUCCCCUUCAGUCUUGCACAGGUGUAGCAGCUCCUCCCCUUCAGUCUUGCACAGGUGUACCGGCUCCUCCCCUUCAGUCUUGCACAGGUGUACCGGCUCCUCCCCUUCAGUC
This is a messenger RNA of Staurois parvus, 564 nucleotides long. NCBI's taxonomy places the organism in Eukaryota, Metazoa, Chordata, Amphibia, Anura, Ranidae. The record is from the annotation of a GenBank genome assembly.